GAGUGCCACAAGUCAUAAAGAGAAAGAGGAUCCAGUAAGUUUCACCUUUGGGGUACUUCUUCUUCUACUACUGACCUGUCCCAUUAUUUGUAGCUUUCCUUCUUCUUGCAUGGCCUAUAUAACACGGAAACUUAGCCCUCUUCUCCAAGCCUCCCUAUAGGAAAGCAUUCUUUAGGAGGGGAGGGAGCAAAGCAUGUCUGAGACAAGGGGAUCAUCCGGCAAAUAUGGGGACAUGGAGCUAAGGAGAGGGCCAUGGACUCUGGAGGAGGACACACUCCUCAUCCACUACAUUGCUUGUCACGGCGAAGGCCGGUGGAAUCUCCUCGCUAGGUGUUCAGGCUUGAAGAGAACCGGCAAGAGUUGUCGACUGAGAUGGUUGAAUUACCUGAAACCCGACAUAAAGCGAGGCAACCUUACGCCCGAAGAGCAACUCAUGAUUCUUGAACUCCACUCCAAGUGGGGAAACAGGUGGUCUAGAAUCGCACAACAUCUACCCGGUAGAACGGACAACGAGAUAAAGAACUACUGGCGGACUCGAGUGCAGAAGCAGGCGAGACAGCUCAAGGUCGACGCCAACAGCGCCAUGUUCCGAGACGCCGUGCGUUGCUAUUGGAUGCCGAGGUUGCUUGAGAAGAUGGGCUCUUCCCACACCAUGCAAUCUCUUGGUGCCUACACCACCACGACCGACCAGGCUCCGCAAGAUCCUCGCCAUGAGCUCGUCAACCCAAGCAUGCAACAUCACCAGUUCGGAAGUCUCACCUCCUACGAGCCACCGGCAGUAGCGGAGAAUCGCAGGCCCAGCAGCUCUUCCUGCUCCACCGUCCUCCCUCGGCUCCCGGUUACCGUGUCCGAGUUCCCAUCAACAGCACCCGACGAGCUGGAUGGCGUCGCAUUCGAUCCACUCUCUAGUGGCCUCUCCAUGAACAAUGCCUACGACCUAGGCACCUGGGACCUAGCCCCGGUGUCGGCACCAGCGCUUGGCUAUUCGGCGUCGCCCGAUUACACUGUAGCUAACAGCGACUGCAGCAACACCAUUGUCGAUGGCUUGUGGAGCUUGGACGAGUUAUGUGACAUGUUAAAAAGCUACAUCAGUGGCGCAGAUCCUAAGGUUCCUUUCGGUGAUAACUCUUAGGGGCCAAAAAGCAUGUAGCACCUCAAAGUGAACUGUAUACUCUGUUCCUGCUUCUUACACUUGAAGCCAGCUAGUCCUCCUUCUCCGUGUGAUCGAUCCAUUUCGGUAAAGGUCGUCAUCAUCUUCUUGA
Messenger RNA from Musa acuminata AAA Group (dessert banana), 1262 nucleotides. Its product is annotated as transcription factor MYB62. Gene Ontology annotation, molecular function: DNA-binding transcription factor activity; sequence-specific DNA binding. The record is from RefSeq and is a predicted model, not a curated record. NCBI's taxonomy places the organism in Eukaryota, Viridiplantae, Streptophyta, Magnoliopsida, Zingiberales, Musaceae. The transcript has 3 exons. Gene Ontology annotation, biological process: regulation of DNA-templated transcription. The coding region runs from base 194 to 1132 and encodes 312 amino acids. Gene Ontology annotation, cellular component: nucleus.